GUUCAAACAGCGAGCACUGAAUACAACCUGUCUAGUGUCUCGCGGCGCCGUAUCAGUCAACGACGCGUCCACGUUUCCCGCCCGCGCGCCUUUAUUUUUUUUAUUCAUAAAAAUAUAGCCAAAGAAAUUGAAGUGUGUGAUUGUGAAAAGUGAAAAUGACGGCGGGUCCCGAGGAGCAUGAACCUCUGAUUUCGGCGUCGGUCGACAACCAAAGGGUCGCGUACAAUAAUUCACCUGAAAAUGGCAGCACACCUCGGCAGAGUCCGCGAGGCAGCACGGGCGAGGUGGCAGUGGCCAUCACACCCCGGAACUACGGGUCCAUAGGCGGCGUGGAGAAGGUCUCCUACACCUGGGCGGACAUCAACGCCUUCGCCACAGAGUCCAGGUCGAGGAACAGAAGGUUCUGGCAGUUCUGGAAGGCCUCCACCAACGGCAUGUUCCAGCAAAGGAAGCAGCUGCUCAAAAGUGUAAACGGCGCGGCGUACCCCGGCGAACUUCUCGCCAUCAUGGGUUCCUCUGGCGCCGGUAAGACCACCCUCCUCAACACCCUGACCUUCCGUCCCCCCAGCGGGGUGGUGGCCAGCGGCACCCGGGCUCUGAACGGCCAGCCAGCGACUCCGGAGGCCCUGGCGGCACUGUCGGCGUACGUUCAGCAGCAGGAUCUGUUUAUCGGCACGCUGACAGUGAAGGAGCAUUUGAUAUUCCAGGCACUAGUCCGGAUGGACCGACACAUACCUUACGCGCAGAGGAUGAGAAGAGUACAGGAGGUCAUCUCUGAGCUAGCCCUAUCCAAGUGUCAGAACACGGUGAUCGGGAUCCCUGGUCGGCUGAAGGGUAUAUCUGGGGGGGAGAUGAAGCGGCUGUCGUUCGCCAGCGAGGUGCUCACCGACCCUCCGCUCAUGUUCUGCGACGAACCCACCUCGGGACUCGACUCGUUUAUGGCGCAGAACGUUGUCCAGGUACUAAGCAGCUUGGCGAAGAAAGGCAAGACAGUGAUAUGCACGAUUCACCAGCCGUCAUCGGAGCUGUACGCCAUGUUCGACAAACUGCUCAUCAUGGCUGAUGGACGCGUCGCCUUCCUGGGAUCACCCAACCAGGCAACUGACUUCUUCAAAGAGUUAGGUGCAGCUUGUCCAGCAAACUAUAAUCCAGCAGACCACUACAUCCAGCUGUUAGCUGGUGUGCCGGGCCGGGAGGAUUCCACUAGACAUACCAUCGACACGGUCUGCACCGCCUUCGCUAAGUCUGAGAUGGGCAGCAAGAUUGCCGUUGAAGCAGAGAACGCCAUGUUUGCUGAACGUAAGAUAUCAUCAGGCUGGGCGGACGCGGCGUGGUCGAGCGCAACUCCCCGCGCACGCCACUCUCCAUACAAGGCGUCAUGGUGCGCGCAGUUCAGAGCGGUGCUGUGGCGCUCCUGGCUCUCCGUCACCAAGGAGCCCAUGCUCAUCAAAGUGCGCUUCCUGCAGACUAUUAUGGUGUCGAUCCUGAUCGGCGUGGUGUACUUCGGGCAGCACCUGGACCAGGACGGCGUCAUGAACAUCAACGGCGCUAUCUUUAUGUUCCUCACCAACAUGACCUUCCAGAACAUCUUCGCUGUCAUCAAUGUAUUCUGUUCCGAGCUGCCUAUAUUCAUACGGGAGCACCACUCGGGGAUGUAUCGAGCUGACGUCUACUUCCUCUCCAAGACGCUGGCGGAGGCGCCGGUGUUCGCAACCAUUCCCCUGGUGUUCACCACCAUAGCCUACUUCAUGAUCGGCAUGAACCCUACUCCGGCGAGAUUCUUCAUUGCCUCAGGUUUAGCAGCCCUGAUCACCAAUGUUGCUACGUCGUUCGGUUACCUGAUCUCGUGCGCCAGCAGCAGUGUGAGCAUGGCGGCGUCGGUGGGGCCGCCCAUCAUCAUACCCUUCAUGCUCUUCGGAGGUUUCUUCCUCAACUCUGGCUCCAUCCCACCCUACCUGAGCUGGAUCCAGUACCUGUCCUGGUUCAGGUACGGGAACGAGGCUCUGCUCAUCAACCAGUGGUCCGGCGUGGACAGCAUCGCCUGUACUCGGGAGAACUUCACCUGCCCCGCCAGCGGGAAGGUCGUGUUGGAGACGCUCAGCUUCUCAGAGAACGACUUCACAAUGGACAUCGUGAACAUGAUCCUGCUGUUCAUCGGGUUCCGUCUGCUCGCCUACAUUGCGCUGGUACUGCGCGUGCGCCGGGCUAAGGGCUAAAACAUCUCAAACACCUGCUUAACUUGAGCAGCUCUCAAGUUUACUUAAAACGUCAAAUAAACCAGCUUCCUAAAGAUGCAGGACCACUUGAGUGCUGCUCAAGUUAAUUGAACAGCUCUCAAGUAGUUCUGCAGAGAAGAUAGCGGCUUUUGCACGACCCAAACAGCGCUUUUGCACCACGUCCGACCCGAAACCGAUCUGCUGUUAGUAGACAAGUGGCAAGCGAUUAUCGUAAAUGCUAACAAAAUGUAUGCGA
Messenger RNA from Aricia agestis (brown argus), 2472 nucleotides. It is a transcript of the gene w, whose product is annotated as protein white. The transcript is spliced from 13 exons. Gene Ontology annotation, cellular component: plasma membrane. The coding region runs from base 156 to 2216 and encodes 686 amino acids. Lineage: Eukaryota; Metazoa; Arthropoda; Insecta; Lepidoptera; Lycaenidae. Gene Ontology annotation, biological process: transmembrane transport. The record is from RefSeq and is a predicted model, not a curated record. Gene Ontology annotation, molecular function: ATP hydrolysis activity; ATP binding; ABC-type transporter activity.